AUGAAUUCGACAGAAAACAUCGUCGUGUCAGAGUACAACGUGCCGAUGCAUUGCAACGCCUGCGAAAGAACGGUAGCGAAAACCAUUUCCAAGAUCAAAGGGGUCGAGAAGUUUGUCACGGACAUGAACCAUAACAAAGUGGUCGUGACAGGGAGGUUCGAUCCGCAGAAAGUGCUAAAGAGGCUGAAGAAGAAGCGAGGGAAGAAAGUCGAACUUGUCGAGAAACAAGACGACGACGAAAAGGGCAAAAAUGUAAAUGGCGCGGAUUCGUCGCUCGAUAGAUACUUUUACGGAGAGAGCGAAAUGCACAUGAUGUUUAAUGAUGAGAAUGCGAACGCUUGUUCAAUAAUGUGA
This is a messenger RNA of Andrographis paniculata, 354 nucleotides long. Its product is annotated as heavy metal-associated isoprenylated plant protein 19-like. The record is from RefSeq and is a predicted model, not a curated record. Bases 1 to 354 code for a protein of 117 amino acids. Gene Ontology annotation, molecular function: metal ion binding. The transcript has 2 exons. NCBI's taxonomy places the organism in Eukaryota, Viridiplantae, Streptophyta, Magnoliopsida, Lamiales, Acanthaceae.